UCAAGAGUUCAGUCGUCGGUGUUCCUCGGUGUAGAGUCUUCAGCGAAGACCUACACUGGUGUCACCGAUACUCGGCAAGGCUUCAGCGAAGCCUAAGCCGUGGGCCACAAGCGGCGAAGCGCCAAAAGGGGCGCACGGGAAAAGAUUAGAUCAGACUCCUCCAAACUGGAGUAGAGCAUUACUACUGUUGCUACGGCACAGCCGGCACAGUAGCAGACUAAUAGCGCGAGGCACGCUACGGAACAGCGGCGACGCGGGAACGGAAGUGGAGAAGAAUUGGAUCAUCUGGAUCAUUUCCCCGCGGAACGGACGGUGAAACAGAUGGCACAGAAAGGUCAAGCAAAUCGACGAAGUCAGGGAACACUUCCAACGGACGUCGAUCAGUCUACGGGCUAUAACCCAAGGUGUCCGGACUGCUUACGCAACAACAGAAAGGUCGAUAAGAAGUUCCCGUGCUACACAUGUGUUCACAAGUUGGGGGACCCACACAUCGUUUCACUCGUGGGACUUAUGGAAGCUAAACGGGGGAACAUGGAUGUUUUUCGAAACCUCAUUAGCGCGAGGAAUUACGGCAGCAUCCCAGUAGAAGAGCGAAUGCUACUAGAGGAUCGUUACCGUGAAGCGAUCCGGAAUAACGAAAGUGGCUGGGAUGAGACUUUGGAGCCGUUGAAAUGUUCACAAACAGACGCAUACCGUAAGAAAUUUGAGGAGGAUCAGGAGAAGAUGCGGCGGCAACAGUUGGAGGAUGAACUCCGGGCGAAGAUCAAUGCGGCGAAUCAAAAGGCGAGCGAACAGGCCGCACGAGAGGCGCUGCCCAAUCCGUCGAGUUCAACCGUACCUACAGCCAGCCUCAACGAAGACGAAGCACAGCUGAUACGCCAGUCGCUUAUCAUUCAAAUUGACACGCUGACGAGUGAUCGGGCUGCCAUGCAACAGGACUUAUUCGAUGCGCUGUUACGCGAAAAGCUGAGACUACAGAAGGGUUUCGCUCCAGCACCAUACAUAAAGAAGGCAGUUGAAGAACGUAUGGAGGAGCUGCGUAAAUCCCGUCAGAACGAGAGCAAUGUCCUACAGGCGCUCAGAGGAUUCAGACGAGAUGAUGGGUUUACACGACCUCGUUCGCCUCCGCAUAGAGAAAGGUCAUGCGGACAUUCACGGGAACAUGAACAAACUUCUGAAAGACGAACCGAAAGGUCACGUGAACACUCCCGGGAAAGGACACGGGAUUACCGCAGCGAAAGGUCACGCGAACGUUCUCAUGACAGAUUACCGUGGCGGAAGAGGAUGGGUGCGUCAUAGCAACGAGAUAACGGAAACGAGUAUCCAACGGAAAAUAGAUACGGCAAAGAUCUUGGCAGCGACCAGAGAACGCGACGAACGACGGUGUACGGAGACUUACCGUACGGAACCUGAAAAGAAAGGUCAUCAGGUCCCGAUGGAAGUUGGAUUCCGUAAUCGCAAUGUCAGAAUGUUAACACCCGAAAGGUCAUGGGACAAAAGACGCGAACACACGCGGAAUCGAACGCCAGACCCACAGGAUAAACGAUGGCAGGAAAGAGCCAGGUAUUAUGCGGGUUUCGAAUCUGGCACAAGUAAAAGGUCAUCGAGCGCAGAACGGGAAGAUUCACCUCCAAAGUAUCAAAGAAUGGAGUCAACGGUCCACGUGGUGGACCCAAUUAUUAGCGCUGCUCAGGACGAUGACCCGAUGGAAGGAGCCAGUUCAGUCGCAGAAGCGUUCCAAGCAAAUGUGACGCACCGACGAAACGUAAUUCUGGACAGCGACCUUCAACCGGCUACACCGGCGAGUAAUGAACCGCCGCAGUCGGAAUCAGGAGAACGAAGCGCACAAGAAGGUCAGCGCGAACCGGAUGAACGUCGCGAAGUUGAUCGACGAGCGACUUCCAGAUUCAAUAAUCGACACCCCGACAUAAUCGACAUGGAAUACGAUAUGAGGGACACAGAUGAACAAAAGACGGAAAUUUGCCGAUACAUGGGAAUUGAAGAUGAUUCGGCGGACGCGAAUAAGAUUCAUACAAUUCUCAAUCAGUUGCGUCAAUUUUUAUUCGAUUCAGGCUAUGCGAAAGAAAUUAAAGAGGGGGUGGAACAAGGAAUUUUCCGUCCGUUAUACAUUCCCCGCGAUUCAGUAAGGGACUGUUAUCUCCCUAUUCGACGGAACGGACUACAUAGCCUACUGGAUCUGAGUUUACUGGAUGUACCACUGGACACGAUUCUAUUACAGAGACUAUCCCGAAUGACAAGAAUAUGUGGCUCAGUUCGUGUUACGACAUGUGAAUC
This is a messenger RNA of Paramacrobiotus metropolitanus, 2295 nucleotides long. RefSeq names its product serine/threonine-protein kinase fray2-like. The record is from RefSeq and is a predicted model, not a curated record. NCBI's taxonomy places the organism in Eukaryota, Metazoa, Tardigrada, Eutardigrada, Parachela, Macrobiotidae. The transcript has 2 exons. Bases 322 to 1299 code for a protein of 325 amino acids.